Messenger RNA from Penicillium canariense, 1236 nucleotides. RefSeq lists its product as uncharacterized. The transcript has 3 exons. Lineage: Eukaryota; Fungi; Ascomycota; Eurotiomycetes; Eurotiales; Aspergillaceae. The record is from RefSeq and is a predicted model, not a curated record. The coding region runs from base 1 to 1236 and encodes 411 amino acids.
AUGGACGACCAAAUCCGUCCCUAUGUGACAUUCACCGACGCCGACCGGUCGCUAGAUACCCCCUACCUGCAACUGGACAUCGAUAGCUCCCUUCGCUUCCUCUUUACUAUCCGGCGACUUCCGACUCACAGGGACCACGAUAGCAGACCGUGUCUGUUCAAGUGGAGCCCAGUUGGUGAUGGCUUCGUGCGUGGCGGAUUCAUCCUGCUCUGUCACGUCCCCUCCGCCGAUGGAGAUGGACCUGCCGAUGAGAGUAUCGCGCUGCAGAAGGUCGAGAUUGCACCAGAGCCCAAUUACAACCCGGCACUGGUCCAAUCUGGUUCUGUCCGCAUUACCAAGUGGACUCCGCGUCUCUGGGAGUUGAAGACGGGAGAGUCGAUAUCCUUUCAGUCUAGCUUGCCGGAGCACUGGGAACGGCAGCUGCGGCCGGGGGAGACGUAUGAACUGCUCUGGCCGGGGGGCACGAUUGGGCUGUGGGACUGGGGGUCGAAGCAGGAGCGUCUCGGGCAGGAGCUGAGGGCUUGUUCAGAGACGGGGAGGGAUGUCUUAGUAUUACCAGGGGGAGUGCGUACGCUCUUCUCGGUACGGAGUGUGCCUUCUCUUCCAGUGCCCAGGGCAUCUCCAGAGCCUGUUCGGGAUGAGGAUCGUGUGCCUGGAGCCCCCAUUCUCAGCGUGGAACUGCAAUGUCCUCCCACGAUCCAUCGCCAGGUUCCCUACCAGGUCACCGGAAAAGUCCACUACCACCCCUCUAUAUCACAGAAGGCAAAGGCAAUUACAUUCCACACCGUGAUCUUUCACCGAUUCAUAGUGGCAAAUGACUGCUUCCAACUCUAUCGACGCAAAGGGGCAGACCUCGAACCAAUUGACACCGACGACCCUCACGACGCAUACAGAAUCUACGAUGAUCCGGACGUGCUCGUCAACGUCACCGGGCACGAUAAUUUCACCACUCUCCGACCGGGGGAAUCGUGGGCGUUUUCACGGUAUAUCCAGGGACGGAGCUGGACGUAUAUUCCCCGCGAUGCGCAUGUUGGGGAGACGUUCUGCGUGCAGUACCAUGGGGGCACCGUCAACUGGUGGGAUUGGGGCGGGAAGGAGGACCAUGCCGGCACGAAGGUGACUUUAUCCAGUUCGAUAUGUGGACGGGUAGUCGACCCGGCAGAUAAUGGGGGGAGACCGCGGUUGGUAAUUCCGGCAUCGAAUAUAGUAGAGUUCACCUUGGCCGGUUCUGACUGA